AUGCCUUCAAACCCAGAAUGGGUCAAGGCCCUCAAGCCCUCUGGCCCUCAAGGUUCUGAGCUGCUCUCGCAAGAGAGAGCCAAAUCAAAUCUCAAUGUCGAUCAGCUUGCCGACUUCAUGUUCACGCGCGAGAUCCUUGAGAGAAAUGAACAGAUUCUCAAAAUUUUGCAAGCUGACCCUGUCUUCGAUAAAUCCCAAAAUUAUUUUCGAGGGAGAACCAGCAGGAUAGAAGCUGCUUUGGCGAGAGGAAAGAGGCUGCAACAGUUGCAGAUGAGGCACAGAUGGACAAGAGACGAGUAUCAGACAGCCAGCGACCUCAUCAGCGAGCCUACUCCUUAUGGUCUACAUUCGAGCAUGUUCAUCGUCACCCUCCGAGAGCAAGGUACUCCAGAACAGCACAAGCUCUUCCUCGAGAAGGCAGAGGCCUACAAGAUCAUUGGCUGCUAUGCCCAGACCGAACUCGGGCACGGUUCUAAUGUCAGGGGCUUGGAAACAACUGCUAUAUGGAAUUCCGACGACAAGACUUUCACGAUCAACUCGCCGUACCUUACCGCCUCGAAGUGGUGGAUUGGUUCACUCGGAAGAACCGCCAACCAUGCCAUCGUCAUGGCCCAGCUCUUCAUCAAUGGCAAAGCCUAUGGUCCUCAUCCUUUUGUCGUCCAAGUCAGAGAUAUGAAGACUCAUGAACCACUACCUGGCGUCCACGUCGGUGAUAUCGGCCCCAAAUUUGGAUACAAUACGAUGGAUAAUGGUUUCCUGCUUUUCAAGAACGUCAAGAUUCCUCACGUCAACAUGCUAGCUCGUUUCUCCAGCGUCGAUCCCAGUACGAGCAAAUACGUCCGACCUUCCAACCCUUCUCUCGUCUAUGGCACUCUCACUUUUGUUCGAAGCACCAUUGUCCUGCAAGCUGGCUCUACCCUUGCCCGUGGCGUCACCAUUGCCACUCGGUACUGUGCCGUGCGACGACAAUUCCAAGACCGAGAUGUCCAUGAGCCCGGCGAAAACCAGGUCCUCAACUACACGAUGGUCCAAAUCCGAUUGCUCCCCUUGCUCGCAGCGACCUAUGCCCUCCAUUUCACGGGCAAGAGCAUGAUCAGGCUGUACCAAGAAAACCAUAAACGCAUGAGUGCCGGCGACACAGGCAAAUUGUCUGACUCUAACCGCGGACCGGGACCCGAGGAACUCAACCCAGGCACUGACCUCCUCGCCGACUUACACUCCACUAGUUGUGCGUUGAAAGCUUAUGGUUCCACUACCGCCGCAGAAGGACUUGAGGUUUGCCGCCGCGCCUGCGGCGGUCAUGGGUACUCAUCAUUCUCUGGCAUUGGUACCUGGUACGCUGAUUACCUCCCCACUGUCACCUGGGAAGGCGACAACUACAUGCUCACGCAGCAAGUUUCUCGGUACCUCUUGAAAUCUGCCCGGAGUGUCAUCCAAGGCAAGGCAGCAAAGAACGACACGACGCGCAUUCUUAUCGAUUUUAUCCGCCGGCGCGACAUUGGCUGUGCAUUUGACGUGAUCGGCAACGACGAAGAUCUCGUUGCGGCAUUUGCAUGGCGUGUCUCCUUCUUGACCUUUGAGGCUCUGCGCCACCGUGAUGAGGACAAGCAGUCCUGGAACUCCUUGCUUGUGGAUUUCUGGCGUUUGUCCACAGCACACGCCCAGUACAUGAUUGUCAAGAACUUCCAUGACGCAUUGCGGGAUCAGCACACCAAGAAGCAAUUGGACCCUGAUACGGUGUCCCUGUUGCAUAAGCUGUUCCGCCUGUAUGCUCUGCAUACACUCGAACGUGAAGCAUCCGAAUUCUACUCCUCAGCCGCAGUGACGGUGCGACAGAUCACGCUGGCCCGCACGAAGACGGUGAUGAAAUUGCUGGCAGAGAUCCGUCCCCAUGCGGUACGAUUGGUGGAUGCGUGGAAGUUCUCCGACUGGCAACUCGAUUCUUCCUUGGGCAGGUAUGACGGGAAUGUAUAUGAGGACAUGUUUCACAGAGCGAGUGAGUUGAACCCACUUAACAACGUAGUGUUUGAUCCAUAUCCCGACUCAAAGACACUGUUCAAGAAGGAUGAGAGAAAGGAUUUGAGGAGCAAACUGUGA
This is a messenger RNA of Cladophialophora psammophila CBS 110553, 2097 nucleotides long. RefSeq names its product acyl-CoA oxidase. The transcript has a single exon. Gene Ontology annotation, biological process: lipid homeostasis; fatty acid beta-oxidation using acyl-CoA oxidase. The coding region runs from base 1 to 2097 and encodes 698 amino acids. NCBI's taxonomy places the organism in Eukaryota, Fungi, Ascomycota, Eurotiomycetes, Chaetothyriales, Herpotrichiellaceae. Gene Ontology annotation, cellular component: peroxisome. The record is from RefSeq and is a predicted model, not a curated record. Gene Ontology annotation, molecular function: acyl-CoA oxidase activity; fatty acid binding; FAD binding.